This is a messenger RNA of Hermetia illucens (black soldier fly), 2206 nucleotides long. RefSeq names its product 3'-5' ssDNA/RNA exonuclease TatD. Gene Ontology annotation, molecular function: single-stranded DNA 3'-5' DNA exonuclease activity. The transcript is spliced from 5 exons. Gene Ontology annotation, cellular component: cytosol. Lineage: Eukaryota; Metazoa; Arthropoda; Insecta; Diptera; Stratiomyidae. The record is from RefSeq and is a predicted model, not a curated record. Bases 318 to 1229 code for a protein of 303 amino acids.
GCCACCGACGAUGGCCAAGUGAAAACUUGAGUACGGCUCCAUCACCACCAAAAGCACGUCUGGCUCAAAACCUCUUCUUUUUCAUUUAGUUCUUCUUGGCAUUUUUCGGUUUUUUCCUUGUAGAAGAACUUUGUCAAGUGGUGCUUCCUUUAGUAACAACCGUGAUUAGUUCGUUUGCGUGCGCAGAAAAGUGAAAACCGUGAAAUUUCCUUGUGUUUUUCGUUCGCACGCCGCUCUCUCGCCACACAAUACGCGAAGAAGGGAAAACUUUCCCAUUCAGCCAAUCUGACAAGAGCGACACGAAUUCCGCAGUGACCAUGGCCGAUAAUCAAAACACAGAGGAUCUCAUGAAGCAUUGCUACGAGAAUUUAAUUGUGAUAGACGUGGGCGCGAAUCUGACAAACAAAAAGUACAGCCGGGACCUCGACUCGGUGAUGCAGAGGGCAAAAGAUGCAGGUGUCCAAAAAAUUAUGGUCCCCGGCACAUCAGUCAAAUCCAGCAAAGAAGCUUUACGUCUCUCACGUAUCUACCCAGAUAUAAUCUAUUCCACAGCCGGUAUACAUCCACAUGAUUCAAAAUCAAUUGUGGAAGAGCCCGAAACGUGGUUUGAUUUCGAAGCAAUUGCACAAGCGCCUGAAUGUGUAGCAAUCGGACCGUGUGGCCUAGACUACCAGCGAGAUUUCUCCGAGCCAGACGUACAAAAGGAGAUAUUUGAGAAACAGUUACGUCUCGCUUGUAGUCUAAAUAAGCCAGUUUUGAUUCACGAACGAUCCGCUCAAGAUGAUGUAUUGGAAAUACUAAAGAAAUAUCCAAACAUAUCACAUGUUGUUAUUAGAGGAUUCAUGGGCACCACAGAGGAAGCACUCAAAUAUCUAGAUAUGGGAUACCAUAUCAGUUUAACGGGUUAUUUAUGUAAGGAUAAAUCUGACACAGGUGUCCGCAAAUUACUCGAAGAUGGCACGUUGCCAUUGGACAAGCUUCUGGUUGAAACGGACUCGCCGUUCAUGUAUCCAAAUACUCGAGCCUCUAAACUUCCUCAACACGUUAAGACUGGAAUAACGGAACGAUCGCUUUUAUAUUUACAUAGAUAUUGCACUUUUCAACGAAACGAACCCUGCAGUCUUCCUGCUAUUGUAGAGAUGAUUGCAUCAUUUAUGAAGAAAACACCAGACGAAGUGGCGCUGGCCACGGCCUUCACAGCUCUUAAGCUCUUUGGCCUAUCACAAUAACCAUGACUAGUUUUCUAUAUUUAUUUUUUUUACAGUUACAUUUAUUUUAUUUUUAUAGUCAGAGAAUGGAAGCUCUUCUGAUUUUUAAUAUUUUUAAGGAAUGACGUGUACCUACCAAAUUCGCUUCCUAUUUGCUUCCAGGUGAGUUUUGAUACGAACUCGAGUAUCAAAGCCCGAAAUGCAAUUACGAUCAUGUCAUCCAUCAAAAGCCUUUAAACAUUGUUUGUGGCAGCUUCGAUUAAGACUUAUUUUGUUCUUUUAGGUUUCUAGUUCUUCAAAGUUGUUAAAUGUAAACAUAUUGUUAUGUUCAAUUAUUUUUACGUGGUAGCGAGUAGUCGUUGGAACUCAUGGGCGUGUCUCAUAUUUAACUCGAACGUAUAUUAUACGCCAUUAUCAUUUUCAUUUUGCACGAGCAAGUUGAAUACUUUUUAUAUAUCAUAGAUUGCCUUUCUAUGUGAUCAACCGAAUUAUAUAGCUCAAUAUCUAAUAUAUUUGCCUAUAUGAUAUUUAUUCUUAAACAAAAGAAGAAAAACUACGUAAAAAACGUAAAAGGAGAAAAAAUCCAAAACACGUAAGCAAAAAAAUCGAGCUACUAACUUAUCGUUAUUCUAUUCAAAAGGACUUAUUGAAACGUCAUAGAAAUGAAGAAAAAAAGAUUAGAUUUUGUAAGAAAAAGUAACUGCAGUUAUGUUUCUAGUGAUAAGUGCCAUAAAAACGAUUUUAAAAGCUUUUGACCCACUACGUUGGAACACAGUAUACAAUUGCAACUCGAUGUACAUCAGGUUUGAGCUGUGUAGACUUUUAAUAUUUCUAUUUUAAGCUUAGCUAGCCGGCAAGCAAUAUGUUUAUUGUAUAGUUAGUUGGAAAACAAUUGUGAUCAAUUAUGCCUAAUGUUUAAGUGUAUAUUGUAUAAUUGCAUCUUUUUCAGGAACUUGUAUAUUAUUAUACACAAAGAAAAAUUGAUAUACAUCUCGAAA